AUGUGUGACCGCAAGGCCAUAAUCAAAAAUGCGGACGUGUCGGAGGAGAUGCAGCAGGACUUCGUGGAGUGUGCCACCCAGGCCCUGGAGAAGUAUAACCUAGAGAAGAACACAGCAGUCCAAAUCAAGAAGGAGUUUGACAAGAAGUAUAACCCCACCUGGCACUGCAUCAUGGGGAGGAACUUGGGCAGCUACAGGACGAAUGAGACAAAGCACUUCAUCUACUUCUGCCUGGGCCAAGUUGCCAUUCUGCUUUUCGAGUCUGGUUAG
Dromiciops gliroides (monito del monte) is the source of this 270-nucleotide messenger RNA. RefSeq names its product dynein light chain 1, cytoplasmic-like. The record is from RefSeq and is a predicted model, not a curated record. Gene Ontology annotation, biological process: microtubule-based process; cilium assembly. Bases 1 to 270 code for a protein of 89 amino acids. The transcript has a single exon. Gene Ontology annotation, molecular function: dynein intermediate chain binding; dynein light intermediate chain binding. Gene Ontology annotation, cellular component: cytoplasmic dynein complex. Lineage: Eukaryota; Metazoa; Chordata; Mammalia; Microbiotheria; Microbiotheriidae.